Molecule: messenger RNA, 482 nt
Organism: Otolemur garnettii (small-eared galago)
Lineage: Eukaryota; Metazoa; Chordata; Mammalia; Primates; Galagidae
Product: calmodulin-like
Exons: 1
Coding region: 1-450 (149 amino acids)
Molecular function (GO): enzyme regulator activity; calcium ion binding
Source: RefSeq, a predicted model, not a curated record
AUGACUGACCAACUGACUGAAGAGCAGAUUGUAGAAUUCAAAGAUGCUUUUUCACUAUUUGACAAGGAUGGUGAUGGAACUAUAACAACAAAGCAACUGAGAACUGUAAUGAGGUCUCUUGGACAGAAUCCCACAGAAGCAGAGUUACAGGACAUGAUUAACGAAGUAGAUGCUGAUGGUAAUGGCACAAUUGACUUCCCUGAAUUUCUGACAAUGAUGGCAAGAAAAAUGAAAGACACGGACAAUGAAGAAGAAAUUAGGGAAGCAUUCCAUGUGUUUGAUAAGGAUGGCAAUGGCUGUAUCAGAGCAGCAGAGCUUUGCCAUGUGCUGACAAAUCUCAGAGAGAAGUUAACAGAUGAAGAAGUUGACGAAACAAUCAGAGAAGCCGAUAUCGAUGGUGAUAGUCAAGUAACCUACGAAGAGUUUGUACAAAUGAUGACAGCAAAGUGAAGACAUUGUACAGAAUGUGUUAAUUUUUUUUU